AUUAUAUUUUUUAUAAUAUGUGUUAAAGCUCAUCUCAGCAUCAAAUACCAAGCGUUUAUACACCAAGCAUGAAAAGUGACAUGUCAAAGGGUGAACCUUUAGACUUCAGUAAUGAAGCUGUGAGCUCAUCUCAGCAUCAAAGACCAAGUGUUCAUUUACCAAACAUGGACAGUGAAAUAUCAGAGGAAGAACCAUUAGACUUCAUUGAUGAAGCUGUGGGCUCAUCUCAGCAUGAAAGACCAAUUGUGCAUUCACCAAGCAUGAAAAGUGACAUGUCAAAGGGUGAACCUUUAGACUUCAGUGUUGAAGCUGUGAGCUCAUCUCAACAUCAAAGACAGAGCGUUCAUUCACCAAACAUGGACAGUAAAAUAUCAGAGGAUGAACUAUUAGACUUCAGUGAUGAAGCUGUGGGCUCAUCUCAGCACGAAAGACCAAUCUUACAUUCACCAAGCAUGAAAAGUGACAUGUCAAAGGGUGAACCUUUAGACUUCAGUGAUGAAGCUGUGGGCUCAUCUCAACAUCAAAGACCAAGCGUUUAUUCACCAAGCAUGAAAAGGGAAAUAUCAGAGGAUGAACCAUUAGACUUCAGUGAUGAAAUUGUGCGGCAAGACAUUUGCUCAUCUCAUCAUGAAAGACCAAUCGUACAUUCACCAAGCAUGAAAAGUGACAUGUCAAAGGGUGAACCUUUAGACUUCAGUGAUGAAUCUGUGGGCUCAUCUCAGCAUCAAAUACCAAGCGUUUAUACACCAAGCAUGAAAAGUGACAUGUCAAAGGGUGAACCUUUAGACUUCAGUGAUGAAGCUGUGAGCUCAUCUCAGCAUCAAAGACCGAGCGUUCAUUCACCAAGCAUGAAAAGUGACAUGUCAAAGGGUGAACCUUUAGACUUCAGUGAUGAAGCUGUGGGGAGUAAACCUGCUGGAAAUGCUGGAAUUCUGUUGCAAAACAGAUUCACUCCGCUCCAAGAUGUGAACCAGGAUGAUCUCUACAACUAUCAAAGUGUUCCUAAUGAAACUCAAUCUAAAAAAGCCAGGACAGCUAAUAAAGGAACAAAUGCCAAGGGUAAAAACAAGCUAAGGAAAGUUAUCCUUAAGGAGCUGCAUCAAUAUAAAGAUGAGCCAGAACUCUGUGAGAUGGUGAAGUUUGAUGAAAAUGGGAAAAAGGACACAGUCACGUACAAACAAUUAUUUUCCCAAAAUGAUACCUCCAAACCCAUGCGAACAGUGCUCAUGACAGGAGUCCCUGGUAUUGGUAAAACAUUCCAAAGAACAAUGUUCAUGAUCGACUGGGCAAAUGGAAACUCAAACAAGGACAUAAUGUUCUUAGUGUCCCUUUCUUUCACUGAACUGAAUAAACAGAAUGAUAAAGAAACAAGUAUGAAGUCUCUACUUAAGGACUUUUUCAGUAAAAAAAAAUUAGUAGUCUCCAUCGAAGACAAGGAUAAAAUAUGUUUUAUUCUUGAUGACCUGGAAAAAUGCAGACUUCCCCUUGACUUUAAAAACAGCAAGGAACUGAAAGACUUGAAGGAACCUGCUUCAAUGGAUGUGCUGCUAACAAAUCUGAUCAAAGGAAACUUGCUUCCUAAUGCUCAUCUUUGGAUAAUUUCUCGACCAAAAGGAGUUGACAAGAUCCCUUCUGAAUAUAUCCAGAAAACUGUUCAAUGUCAAGAAACUUCUGAGCGAUUGAAGAAGUUAGAAUCAAGACUGAAAGAAAGAUUCCUGUAUGCAGUCUUUGACAACAAAGAUGAAGUCAGUCAUCCUAACCAGAAAAACACUGAACACAUCAUUAGAAGAGAAAAUGGCUCUGAAGUAGAAGAAAGUAACAAAAAGUUUGAAAAAGUGAAUGUGCUUUCUGAGAUCUUCAAAGAUGGGAAAGUAAAGAAACCUAGAAUGGUGCUGACUAUUGGAGAAGCUGGCAUAGGAAAAUCUUUUCACAUGCAAAAAUGUAUAAACGACUGGGCUAAAAAUGAUAAGUCACUGCCAUUUUCCCCCUGGUUUAAAGAUACCAUCUCUGGCAAGACUAAAGAUGUUGAACUUUUGUUUGCACUUGACUUCUCAGAGCUCAGCUUUGUAAAAAAGAAAUCCAUCAGUUUGUUAGGGCUUCUCAACCAUUUCUACAAGGAAACCAAAGAUUUCAUCAUCUCUGACUAUUCCGAGUUAAACAUUUUGUUUCUUUUGGAUGGACUUGAUAAUUAUCAGCAUUCUUUAAAGUUUGGUUGCAAUAGAAAUUUGACUGAUGUCAGAGAACCAACCACAGUAGAUGUGUUACUUGUAAACCUCAUCGAAGGAAACCUGCUUCCAAAGGCCAAAGUUUGGAUAACCUCCCAGCCUUCAGCUGCUGAGAAUCUCCCUGAUGACUGUGUUGACAGGAUAACAGAAAUACGAGAAAAACCUGAUCUAAGAAGUCAUAAACAUCUCAAGAUUCAACUAAAAGAUCAAUUUACCCGUGUUUCUGAAGGGAUUGAUAGGCAGAAGACCUCAGCUCUUCUCAAUGAGGUCUUCACUGACCUUUACAUCAUAGAGGGGGAAGGAGCUCAAAAUGAAGCCAUGGAGGUUCAGGAUGCAAAGUUCAAAAUAGUAAAGGAAGAAACAAUUAUCAAAUACUGUGACAUUUUCAAACCUGACACUGGUAAUCAAAAUGUUAAAACUGUGCUUACCACUGGAGUGGCAGGUAUAGGAAAGACCUUUGCCUCAAUGAAGUACAUUCUUGACUGGGCAGAGGGCAAAGCAGCAGAAAACAUUUUUUUCAUUUUUCCACUUGCUUUCCGAGAGCUGAAUCUGAGAACGGGGAAAGAACACAGUUUAGAAGAUCUGAUUCAUCAGUUCUAUCCAGCGAUGAAAACCUCUGAAAUAACUGACUAUGACAAAUACGAGAUUCUGAUUGUUCUGGAUGGUUAUGAUGAAUGUCGUCUGGAUCUUGACUUCAGCGAAACAAAUUACUGGGAAGAUGUCAAAACACCAACCUCAGUAAAUGUUCUGCUGUCAAAUCUUAUCCUGGGAAAUCUGCUUUCAAAAGCUCAAGUCUGGGUCACCUCCCGACCUGCAGCAUCGAACAACAUUCCCCCAGGUAAAGUUGAUCGAAUGACUGAGGUAAGAGGAUUUAAUGACGAGCAAAAGGAAAAGUAUUUCAUGAAGAGAUUCAGUGAUGAGGAGAUGGGUAAAAAAAUCCUGUCACAUGUGAAGAAAUCAAGAAGUCUUUACAUAAUGUGUCAAAUCCCUGUUUUCUGUUGGAUUACAUCAAGGGUCUUGGAGGACUUUGUUAACAGACAACAAGAUGAAGGACUACCAAAAACUCUUACUGACAUGUAUACACAUUUCCUUCUGCUCCAGCGCAGACAGACAAAAGCAAAAUAUGAUGGUCAGUCAAGCUCUAGAAUUCAAUCAUGUGGGGAUAAAAGCAAUGACGAAACAAUUCUAUCUUUGGGGAAACUUGCCUUUAAGGGACUAGAGGAUAAAACCCUUCUCUUCACUGAAGAAGACCUGAGCAAUUGUGGAAUUGAUGCAACUAAAGCUGCAGUUUUCUCAGGGUUGUUCACUGAGAUCAAACGAGAAGACCACGGCCUGUACCAGCAGAAGUUGUUUUGCUUCGUCCAUCUAAGCAUUCAAGAGUACCUGGCAGCCCUCCAUGUCUUCUACUCAUUUAGUAACAAAAGGGAAAAUGUGUUCAUUGAACCUUCCUCAGCAACCUCAGAACUAACUGCCUCAGAGAUCUACAAGAAAGCAGUGGACAAGGCUUUUAAGAAUAAAAAUGGGGACUGGGACAUGUUUCUCCGCUUCCUACUGGGUCUCUCUCUGAAAACUAAUCAGGAUCUUCUUCACAAGCUUUUCAAAAUGACUGAAUAUAAUGAAGACACUAAAAAAGAAACAGCGGAGUACAUAAAAACAAAGAUCAGAGGGAACAACAGUGACCCAGAAAAAAAAAUUAAUCUUUUCUACUGUCUUAAUGAGCUGGAUGACCACUCUCUGGUUCAAGAAAUAAAAACUUACCUUCAGUCAGAAACAAAACCUUUUGAAAAUUUCUCAAAUUCACAGUGGUCAGCUUUGACUUUUGUGCUGCUGACAUCAGAUGAGAAGCUUGAAGUGUUUGAUCUUAAGGAGUACCAGAAAUCAGAGAAGGUUCUUCUGGAAAUGCUGCCAGUGGUCAGAGUCUCAAGAACUACUUUGCUGAGCUGGUGUGAGCUUUCUGAAGAAUCUUGUCGAAGUCUGACGUCCUCAGUGCUCAGCUAUCAAUCCUCAAAUCUCUCAGAGUUGGACCUGAGUCAUAACGAUCUGUUGGAUGCUGGAGUGAUGCACAUCGCUGAUGGGCUUAAAAAUAUAAACUGUAAACUUGAAAUCCUCAAGCUGGCAGGUUGUCAGGUGACAGAGAAAGGCUGCUUUUCUCUGGCCAAAGCUAUUGAGUCUAACAGAAUCUCCUCUCUCAAACACUUGGAUCUGAGUUACAAUCACCCUGGAGAUAAUGGGAUUAAGGCUCUCUCUGCAAUCGUUGAGAAUCCAGACAAGAAGCUUGAGAAAGUGUGCUUUGACCAUGGAGGGGCACUUCGGAUAAAGCCUGGUUGGAAUAAAUACGGCGCAGAUCUUAGGCUUGAUGAAAACACUGCAAGCAGACGGCUUGUUCUGACUGAAGAAAACAAAAAAGCAAAAACUGUAGUUAACGUGGAGGAGGCGGUCACACGAGCAAAAAGUGACAAAACAUUCAAGAGGACCCAGGUAUUCUGUGAAGAAGGCCUGAAGCAGCUUUGUUACUGGGAAGUGGAAUGGAAAGGCUAUGUGGGGAUUGCUGUGGCAUAUGAAGAUGUGGGUAGGACCUGGGACAGCAGUGGUGGCCUGGGAUGCAAUGAUAGGUCCUGGAGUCUGCUCUGCUCCAAGACUGGAUACUUUGCCAUGCAUGAAAAGACAAAAGAAAAAAUCAAACUUCCUCCUUGCCAAAAAAUAGGUGUGUUUCUGGACUGGGAAGGAGGAACUCUGAGUUACUACAGUGUAUCAUCAGAGAAACGGAGCCUGAUUCACACCUUCAAUGCAAAAUUCACAGCAGAAGUUUUCCCAGCAUUCUGGCUUCAGAAAGGCUCUGUAAGGUUGUGUGACCUUUAAAUUCAACAGUGAUGGACACAUGUUUGAAACAGUGUAAGCGUGGGAUAAAAUGGGCUUUGAAUUGAUAUGCCUGCAUUCCCUUAUCUUCUGCUCAUUCCUUAAACAAAUUGAGUCCCAGCAGCAGUCAUUGGACAGAAGACAUGAUAUACAUUGAGUGCUAUUUCAAAUAAUGACUUUGUAAAAAAAUUAUUUAGGCUACAGUUUUUAGAUUUAAAAGCCUGAAAGUACCUGACCACUUAGACCUUUCAAUUUAUAUUGAACACAUUGAUGGAAAUGCAGACUGCCACUGAGCAGUAGGCAAGUGGAUGCAAAGAUCCGAUUGUGUAAAACUGUUUUGGAGUAAUGAGAAAAAGGCUGCUGUUCUUAUUUAAAAGAUGUUUAGGCAUUAUAAAAACCCAAUGUAACCUUAAGCUAGAUGAAGGUUAGGUUUCCUGCUAGGGCUGCAAACUGUUGAGCUCAAGUUCAAACUUUAUUGGAAGUUAAGUUAGCACUAACCUUUCCUGCAGCAUCAAAACAAUACAUUACACUGCAGUAGAUUAUGCUAUUUUACAAAUACUGUUAAAACAAGCUUCUGUGUUUUACUUUAAAUCAAUAAUAUGAAAGGCUACUGACUAGUUUUUAUUACAUCUCCAUGCACAUUUUCAGCUUUAACAAAUACAAACUAGUGUUUCUUUUCACUAUUUUUUUUAACUUUUAAAAUGUUUCAAAUUUUACCUUUUUUCUGUAUUUUAUUAUGUCGAUAAUGAAAAACAGAUUUUCUGAUUCAUAAAACUAAUAUAGAGUAUGUAUGUUUUUACCCCUUUUUCUAAGAAAACAUGUCUUUAAAAACAUAUUUUCCUUGACAUUUUUAGUAUACAUUGUUACGCAAGUUUUUUUAAUAUAAUUUAAUAUUAAUUAAUGAUAUGGUGUUUUUAUAGAAGAGCUUUACAAUUAAAAUAAUAUCAUGAUUAAACAAUUUGAUUUCUUUUUGUGUUUGUCUCUAUAGUAAUAAGAUUUUAAUUCAGGCUUGUAAAUGUAAACACAUAUGCAAUGUAUACAAUUGUAUAGCAAAAGCAUUCUACCCCUUGGCAUUUUUCAUGUUUUAUUGCCUUACAACCUGGAAUUAAAAUGGAUCAUUUGAGAAUUUU
This is a messenger RNA of Fundulus heteroclitus (mummichog), 6211 nucleotides long. RefSeq lists its product as uncharacterized. The record is from RefSeq and is a predicted model, not a curated record. The transcript is spliced from 18 exons. Gene Ontology annotation, molecular function: protein binding. NCBI's taxonomy places the organism in Eukaryota, Metazoa, Chordata, Actinopteri, Cyprinodontiformes, Fundulidae. The coding region runs from base 69 to 5084 and encodes 1671 amino acids.